UCCGAUGUGAUUGGUUGAGUGGGCGGGACAUCCGGGUGCGUAGGCUGGACAUAAAGUGACAGACUUCACCUCCUUAAAAUUGGAAGAAAAGCAGAAGGACGACGCUUCACAAGUUUUAAAACAAUUGUAAUGAUUUUCAGACAUGGACGACAUAAACCUUCAUUAUCGGUUUCUGAACUGGAGGAGGCGAAUUCGAGAGAUUCGUGAGGUCCGAGCAGUGCGAUACCGGGAGCGGCUCAAAAGGAUGCUGAGAGACGGGGACGUACUCAGGUAUCAAGGGAAUUCCGAUGAAGUCGGGUGUUUUGUUGCAGCCCGCCCACUGUCCAGAAGAAAUCGAUACUUUGAAGUGACCAUCCUCGACACCGGAGUGAGGGGAAUGAUCGCUGUUGGUUUGGUACCUCAGCUCUACAAGCUGGACCAUCAGCCCGGCUGGCUACCGCACUCCGUGGCCUUUCAUGCUGAUGAUGGCAAGCUGUAUAAUGGUAACACUGUAGGACAACAGUUCGGUCCAAAAUGCUGCAGAGGUGACAGAAUUGGCUGUGGAGUUUCUCUGGACUCUGAUGAUGGACAGCUUACUGUGUUUUUUACCAAAAAUGGCAAAGAAGUUGGCAGUGUGGACAUCCCAGCAUCUCCUGAUGCGCUCUUCCCUGCUGUGGGAAUGCACACUUUGGGAGAGGAGGUGCUGCUGGACCUGAAUGCUGAAUGGGGGAUGGAGGAGGAUGAUGGACAGAUGAUUGUGGAUAGUCAUGAGGAGGACUGGGGCCGUCUCCAUGACAUUAAGGUGACAGGAUCGGUAAUGCUUGAAGUACGUGGCCAAGGAAAGAGCUUGUUGAGCGUGGUCUUGGCUAGAGCCCCCCGAUCUCUCAACACUUGUUUCAUUUACUAGGACUGGGAGCUCCCCGAUGUGGGAGAGAAGUGUUACUUGGCCUGGGAUGCCACCUUCUCAUUUGUCUCACAGGACUACCCCAAAAACAGGCAUCCAGGUUGGAGCAGAGGGUCCAUUGCCUAUCAUGCAGAUGAUGGAAAGUUGUUCCAGGGCAGCGGGGUCGGGGACGCGUUUGGACCGCGCUGCUUUGAAGGGGACAUCAUGGGCUGCGGGAUCAUGUUCCCACGUGACUACAGUCUCGAUGGUGGAGAUGACGCAGACGACUGGGACCUCGAUGUGAUGCCCAAACCCAGUGAGGUUCAGAAUGACCUGUACGCAAGCAAUGAAGAUGAGGAGGAUGAGGGAGAAGACUUUGAGGGGAGGAAGGUCACGGUCUUCUUCACCCGUAACGGAAAGGUUGUGGGCCGGAGGGAGGUGGCCUUACCUGCAGGAGGGCUGUACCCCACGAUUGGCAUGAUGAGCACUGGGGAGAAGGUCAGAGUGGACCUUCACCCCCUCAGUGGCUGAGCACAGCGGAGACACGAGUGAUUGAGUGAUAGAGCUCCGCUAUGUCUUUGGAGACUGGAUAGUAAAUAUUACCUCCAUAUCAACAAUCUCCAAGAUGUUACUUGAAAAGUCGGUGGCUGAGGCUCAUGUUGUAAGGAUGGUGAAAUGAAUCUAUGUUAAUACAACAUGCGUUCCUCAAAGAAGUGCUUUAUAAUGAAAUGGUUUUACAGAAAAGUGUUAAAUCAGAGUUGUUCUGUCGGUGACACGCUAUUUUUGAUAAUUUUGUCACACAGAGUAAUGGAUAAAAUCACAUGAAAUAUUUUUUCUAUAUUUGUCUCUCACCAGAAUUCUGAAUGUAAAUACCUAAUCAGAGCGGACCCCAGCUUACACACGGACCCUUUUAGUAAAUAUGUAGCGCCUCUCACAGCCUGCUGCUGCUCCUUACUUGAGGUCUGCUUUACGUCUCCUAUCGAUGGUGUUCUGCUGACACUCAGUGGUGAGAGUGGUGGUCUGAAGAGUAAUGCUCAGAAAACCUCCAAAAAAGAAGUAGGGCACUGAAUGUGUCGUCCUGUACGAGUAUGACUGUUUUUGGUGUGUGUGUGUGUGUGUGUGUGUGUGUGUGUGUGUGUGUGUGUGUGUGUGUGUGUGUGUGUGUGUGUGUCUUGAGAAUUAUGGGGACAUUAAGUAUAUCAACAACUUGUUGAGGUUAAACCUAAAGCAUUUAAUUGUUGUGUUGAAGUAAGAUGUUUUAAAAGGACGCUUCCAAAUUCUGUUGUUUUUCUUUUUUGUGACUUUGUCACAAAGUGUUUUUUAAAAACUUUUAUUCAGGUAUAAUUCUGACCAAAUUAUAGGCAAUGUACUGCCAUAAAACAUAUGCAGGUCUUAGUCACUCUUUUGCAGAAAGUCAUAGGACAUCAAAGAUUCUUUUUAUUGCUUUUUUUUCCUCCCCAUAUAGAGAUAAUUUAUACUAACUCUAUCGAUCUACAUUAAACAUGUUUCCUGAGCACUUUUUUGCCUAAUACUCACAAUUAGUGAUCUUUAUAUUGAAGUCAAUCUAAAUGUUGCCUUUGGAUUGAAACCUCAAAGAAUAAAAGGAUAAUUUGAAUUCAUGAUAAUCAAUCUAUUGGACAUUAAAAUGUCUCUAAAUUGAAAAUCCAUGAAGAGCAUGCAAAGAGUAUCUAAGCAUCUCAGGAAAAUACUACACACAACAUUAUAUUAGACAGUAUAGUAUAUUUCCCACUUCUUCAACAUUUCAAUAUCUCGUUAAUGAAGGCAUACUGUAACUAAUAUUUGCUGAUCUCAGGUGUAUUUGAAAAUCCAAAUUUGGUACAUUGUCUUUUCUAUGGUUAUUUUUUGAUUUUGUUGUAUGUUAAAUUCAACCAUCGAUUGGUAAAAACCCGUAAUGCAUUUUUAAAAAAUGUUUUUCUUUUUUUUUUUGGUCAUGAUGAAUCUUUGUUCAUUGCCAAUACUGUACAAGUAGUUUCUCCCUGACUCCAAUGUCAAUUGUAAUCUAUUUCUGGUAUUGUGACGCCAAAGCGUAGGAUUCUACAAAAAGUGUAGAAGUAAAGGAAAUGCUUCUGUUUUCUCUGCAGAUAUAUGUGAUAUUAGUUGUGAAUUACUCCGAAAAAAUAAAAGGCUGUUAAUUGUUACUUCCACUUUUUAUAUAAUGUUUAUUAGCAGUUUUAAUUUGAUGUUAACCUGACAAUAACUAAGAUGUACAAACUUAUCCAGGCUUUACAGCCAGCCUGCUGAUAGAAAUUGGACAUAAUGAACAAAGUGCCUGUGUGAAUGGGUACAAUCUGGAUCCACAUUCAAAUCUUCUUCUAUACCUCAUUCUAAAGGUGCAUCAUAUCUAUAAACUCUGCGGGUCAUUGAAUAGAUAUGAAAACACCUUAUUGGAUCCAUGCUGGACUUUUGAGUUUUGCUUGAAAAUACUAUUGAAUACGGAACAAUUCCAUCCAUUCAGGUGCCCCCUGGAUACCCCCAAAAAACAUAAGGCUGGUAUUUAUGUGAUACUGAACUGCUGCUAAUUGUGUGCCGAGGAAAGCACUCAUCAUAUCAACCUGUACUGUACACAGGGUGGACCCGUGUGUGUGUUUUUUUCACUUUCCACAGUGCAGUUUUAUGUUAAUGAUUGUAGUUCUCACGAGCUGCUCAUAGAGUCCUUCUACUGUUGGCUGUCUGCCACACUUUUAAUAUUUAGCCCUCCUGUAUCUUGAUUGUAAUUAAACAUGAAGGAAGUCUCUCAAUCCAGCCCUUGUUUAGGUCCUGUGUUUUUUUUUUCACAUUUCACUUUUCAAUCAAUCAGGUAAACAUGCCAAAAUUAUUUUUAAAAAUAAAGAAGAUUUACACCCUG
Molecule: messenger RNA, 3728 nt
Organism: Gasterosteus aculeatus aculeatus (three-spined stickleback)
Lineage: Eukaryota; Metazoa; Chordata; Actinopteri; Perciformes; Gasterosteidae
Source: RefSeq, a predicted model, not a curated record